Molecule: messenger RNA, 2262 nt
Organism: Cylindrotheca closterium
Lineage: Eukaryota; Bacillariophyta; Bacillariophyceae; Bacillariales; Bacillariaceae
Source: the annotation of a GenBank genome assembly
AUGCUUCAUCUCGUACAAAGUGCAUUGAUUGGUUUUUAUGGGGAAGACUCGUUCUUGUCAUUUUCCCAGGAUUUGAUUGCCAAUUGGGAUCCUACCACCUAUUCUGACGACAGGAGUAUUUUACCAGACAAAAUUAUCACAGUCAUUGGCAAGGAAUCUUCCGGAACAACCUUUGUAGCCAAGACCAUAGCUCAGGCCUUGAAGAUUCCCGGUCGUCAAAAAUACAGAGAUGGAUACUUUCAUCAUGAGCGCCGAGCCUACGAUGACCAACCAAUCCAAGUUCAGCACGUGUCCUUGCCACAGGGUCAGUGGUGCUUGCAGAAUCACAGCCAUCAUAUUGUGGAUGUCAUUUUGCCGCCCCAUUGUGUCACGAGCAAGAAUGGUGGAUAUCCUUCGGACUCCUUUCCUGGAAUCAAACAGCAAUGUGAGGCACUCCUCAACAGUACCACUAUGACGGGGAACAACAACAACAACAACAACAACAACAACAACAACAAUAAUAAUGGUAAUACUAAUGGAGCAAUGCAAUUGUACGAAGGAAUGAUGGAAAUGCAUGGACCAUGGUUCAUGAAGACUCGCUGGAAGAACCAAUUUUACUACAAGGCUGUUCGAUACCCGGGACGAAUCUUUGCACAGAGUGAAAAAGUGAGGAGUCACAACGUUACCAUUAUUCGGAGGAAACCAGGUCGAGGAGAGAAAAUGUCAAGGGAAGAAAUUAUGGAACGACGGGAGGAACGACGUCGACAGUACCAUGAACAGCUUUUGGGCACUGCCUUUGACAAUGCCGAUUCAGCCCCUGCAGAGAGGGAUUACGACGAAGACCCCCCUCCAAUUGUCAUUCAACGUGGAACAGAUAUUGGCUCACGUGUAAGCGGUGCCGAACGGUUGCAUGGUAAGGCAAGUCGAGAUCCCUACGACAAGCGACGAUUAGGCGAAGUGCCAGAAGAAGAAGAAGAAGAAGAACAAACUAAAUCAGAGAGACCGGAAAAGACCAAAUUUUACUUUGAAGGAGGGCAAGUCAAGCAAGAAGGAGCGGAUGGGGCAUCACGGAAUGAGCAGCAAAGGAAUCACCCACCUCGACACCGUGGCUUUCAACACGACAUGUCCAAUUUGACCGAAGAACAAAAGAAAGAAUUGCAACGACGAUUAAGAAUUACAAAUGGUGGUGGUGGUGGCGGCGACCAUGACGUACCCAGUGGAGAUUGGGGUGAACCCUCCAAUGGCAAGCAAAACGACGGCCACGAAGAAACACAAAAUGAGAAAAUCCGACGUCAAAAUCGAGAACGAAAGCGAGAAAUGAUGCGACGAGAACGAGAGGAACGGAUUCGUCAUAUGGAUAAAGGCAAUGCUGCAAAUGACGAUGAACUGAUGCUUCAUGGGCGACGGCCGACACGCUUGUCCAAACAACAAAAGAUUGACGAUUGGUUGAGACGAGUCAAAAAGUAUCCCUUGGAGCAGCUUCAAAACAACAAUUUGCUCAUGUAUCCUGGUCGAUUCAUGUUGAAUAUCACGUCGCAAAAAAUUUGGUACGAUGCCCAUGGUACCGAGCAAGUCAUUGUCAUUGUGGUCCGAGAUCCCGAAAUGUCGUUUAAAUCGAGACUAAAGUCGCAUUGUCACAUUGUCGAGCUAGCCCAGGAAGAAGAAGCCAUUGCCAAUGCGAUCUUGAAUGAUGCCAUUCAAACCUUCUUUUUAAAUGACAAGAGUGGCUUUCAAAAUGGAUUUGGUGGAAGAUGGUAUGGCAAGACUGUGGAAGAAAUCAAACAGGAGGCCUUUUUGUGGGAUCCCACUCCGAUCAUUGAGAAUCGCACUAGCGACAGUGGCGGCCACGAUCCUUUCCAUUCGUCCCGAAUUCCAUCCAGCAACAAUGUGGUGUUGGUAUCCUACGAAGCCAUGAUGAAAUACGAACAAGAAUACGUAUCGGAACUCUACAAGGUAAUGGGGAUUGAAUCCCAAUACAAGCCAGUCUUUAAGGAUGGAAAUGCCAAGUAUCGAACCGAUGAGAAUGACCAAUCUGGUGGAUCCAUUGGAAGGAGACGAAGAAAAAUGCAACAAUCGAAUUCGACCGAAGACGACGUUGGGUUUCGAUUUCGAUGGUUGCUACGCCAACCCGAGCGAUACCAAGGGAUAUUGCUGGCUGUGGCGUGUUGUUCCGUAUUUGUGGGGAGCUUUACCUUGUGGGUUCUGAUCUUUUGGCUUUUCUUUCGUCGGGCUGCGAAUAAGAAACGGAAUAGGGAAGCCAAACAAGAAAACCACCGACGAUAG